UUGCUUUGUUUGCAUGGCUGCAGAUCCACUGAGAAUGGCUAAUACGACAGUGGAGUUUCCUCCAAAUUGUGCCAACAUAAUCCAAGCAGGCCUGGGGUUCCCUAACACUAACGCGCAAUAUGUACAACAUGAAGGUCAGCAGCAUGGAAACUCCAACAACACACCUGAGCAGAGCCCUUAUGUUAGGGCAUUGGGGAAGUGCAUUAAAAUAGAGACCAAGACUCUGGGAGCCAUACAGAUCAUAAAUGGAUUGGUACAUUUUGGUUUUGGAGCUAUUCAAGCUGUUCUUAGCUACAGACACUACGUGACGAUGUUCAUUCUUAAAGGGUAUCCAUUCUGGAGCGGUCUGUUUUACAUUGCUUCAGGAUCUUUGUCUGUGUCCACUGAAAAUCACUUGAACACCAACUUGGUGAAUUGGAGUGUGGGAAUGAACAUCACAAGCGCUGCAAUGGCAUCAGUUGGAAUCUUGGCAUAUAUAUUAGAGCUGGCCUUAUAUCCAUCACUUACUCAUUCAUUUGGAGAAACUUCAUCAAAAGCUCUGGAGUCUGUAGGUACGGGUCUUAGCAUCCUGCUCCUCUUGUUCAGCUCACUGGAGUUCUGCAUCACUGUUUUGAUAGCGCAUUUUGGGACUCAGGCCCUUGCUGAUGUGCCCCACAAUGCCACUGAACAUAAUAUAAAUCCCACUGGAGGCAAUCCUGCUCAUCCAAUCUAUGGAAAUAUUUCUCCCCAUACAGAAGUUUAAUAAAGAGCCUGAACAAUUACGGGAGAUGUCAUGCCAGCAAUGUUGACAAUCCCGCAAUCUCAAUUUUUUCUCUUGAUAUUUGCAGAUAUUUCUAUCCUUCAGAACUAUGCGCUAGGGCUGCAACUUUUUGUAUAUGAUAAGGCAAGGCAAGUAGCUAGAAGAAAGCAUCUUUUCAGUGGUAGUGCUCUGUCUGAGGAACACACACCGCAAAGAAGCUCACCUGGCACCUACACAAUGGACCUUUAGGCAUCAGAAGAUCUUUUAUUCUCCCAGACAUUUUAAGUACUGUUUUGUGCUUUUAGAUAUUUUGCACUGCUUUAUUUUUGCUGACAGUUUUACUUGGUUUUAUUAGAAGCUACCUUGAUUUUACCCCUUUGCCCUGGUUUUGUCCUAUUGGUGUCAUAUGCUCUUUUCUAACCAUUGUUUUAUUGUUAUUUUUUAUUCCAUGUUUUAAUUUUCUGGAAAUUCCCAGAUAUUAUUAGGUGAUCUAAUACUGUAAGCAACCAAAUAAAUACUUUUUAAAAAAAUUAAAAGCCAAUGAGUAGAGCUUUAAAAUGUGACAUUCCAUGGAUGUAUAUAGCAUGGAGCCCAGAUCACAAAUGAUUCAUUUUAGUCCCUGCUGCAAUCCUCCCCACUUCCAUUCUAAGCUUUUCAAAUGCAAGGUAUGGCAGAAUGGAGAUU
Messenger RNA from Elgaria multicarinata webbii, 1423 nucleotides. Its product is annotated as membrane-spanning 4-domains subfamily A member 8-like. Gene Ontology annotation, cellular component: membrane. The transcript has 6 exons. The record is from RefSeq and is a predicted model, not a curated record. Bases 14 to 742 code for a protein of 242 amino acids. Lineage: Eukaryota; Metazoa; Chordata; Lepidosauria; Squamata; Anguidae.